AUGGCCAGGCCAUCUUCUUCACAGGCUGAAGAGCCUUUCCCGAUUUUCCACGAUGAGUACUUCGGACAACCAGCCGCAGACCUGGUCCCGCAUACCCCGAUCGCCGCGGCCCCGAAACCCGCGCGUCAGCCCCUCCAGAGCACAGAUAACAACGUCGUUCUCAACCCACCCGCAAUGACAUCGACUCCGGCGACGAAACGCUCACCCUACAAGUCCAGCAGGCGGCCUUCCAAUGCACCGCUCGCCGCCCUGAACACCUCGCAAGGUAGCAAACUCAACGCAGGGCCGAUGAUACCGCCGGGCAACGCACCACCGUCAACGGAUUCGCUCGAGAAGAAACAACCCAUCAUGUCGCGUUUUAAACCCGUAGCGAAAAAGCCUCAACACCCCGAGUUUGGCAUGCAGUUUAUGGGCAAGGAAAAUGCGCAUCCCCCGAUUUACCCCGCCCCGGGCCCGUCGCAGUUUAACCUCGAUUUGGAGAACUUUUACCACCAGAAACCGUCCGGAAAACGCGUUUUGAUGGAGGCCGCGCCCAUCAAGGAACUCCGCCCGGCGAAGAAGAUAAAAGUCGAGGACGACCUGCCUCCGCACGAUUCAUUUUCGCCCAUCGUUGACGACGGUACGAAACCGAACCACAGCUAUGCCACUCUGAUCGCCAUGGCCAUCGUCCGGUCGCCUCAGCGCAAAUUGACCCUGUCCCAAAUCUACAAAUGGAUAUCCGACACAUACUCCUACUACCGCGGAGACAACACCGGCUGGCAGAACAGCAUCCGCCACAACCUCAGCCUCAACAAGAGUUUUGUCAAGCAGGAGCGGCCCAAGGACGAUCCGGGAAAGGGGAGCUAUUGGUUGAUUGAGCCGGGCACCGAGCACACGGUGCUCAAGGAGAAGCCGUCGCGGAAGUCAACCAUAUGCACGGGCGAGAAUAUGCCGGUCAUGUCCACGCGGCUCGAGCCGUCCCUCCCGCAACAACACCAGCUCCCGCAGCCGCAACCACGCCCGCCUUGCAUGUCCGAGCCGAUGCUCCCUCCACAGCUUGUUGCAAUGCCGCCAAACCUUCUUCCCGCUUUGCCCCCUCACCAACCUCAGCAGCACCUUGCGCCCGCUCCCCCCUUGCCGGAAAUCUCGUCUGACGCAACCAUUCCCGCAUCUGAUGCGGCCACCAUCGACGAAGCCCUCAGCGGGGGGCCCUCCGAGAAGGACUUGGUGCACGAUGCGGACUUGUACUCGCCCCUUCCUGCGGCAAUGCACUCAUCGCCCCCGAUCCCCCGGCGCCUGGAGGCCCGCCACAACGACACGCCGCCCUCGCAGCAGCGUGUGCAGCAAUCGUCGGCCACCAAAUCCCGCCACAGGCGCGGGUUCGCGUCCCUAGAUGACAGCGGGUACAUUUCCUCGCUGGAAUCCUCGGUUAUGCGCCCACAGCAACACGCUAAGCUUCUCACAUCGGAGGCUGACCGGCCGAGAAUCAAGAGGGGAGGUCGCGCGGAGGAAGAAAUUGCUCGUCUUCGUGCCUCGUCUUACGACAGCCCAUCCAAGGGGCGCCCGUACAACUGCGUACCUGCUUCAUCAUCCCCCAUUCGGCGGCAAUCUAGCGGCGGAGGUGGUCAGAUGCUCCCGCCCUUGACGCCCGCCACAAAACUGAAAGCACCGCCGAAACCUCCACCGUCUGUCUCGCCCAGUACAAACCUGCGUCUGCACCGGGAGAAUAUCCAGUCCAUGGUGGAUUCUCCCAUCCGGCGUGUGUCCGCGCUGCUUCCCGAAGGCGACCUCGCGGCUCAGCAUACGCCCAAUGUCCACGGAGAACAUCUAUGGUACUAUCUAGAGCAGUCGGGCCAUAGUGUCCACAGCAACGGCUUUGACAUUUUUGAGGAUGCCCCUGAUUUUCAGUCCCUCCUCGCCUUGACUCCCAACAACGCUGCCCCGAUGGGUUCACCAGCUAAGCGCUCGGUAAGGAAGCAACGGUUAGAGCGGUCGCAGUCCACCGGCGCGUUGAAUCAGCUCGCGGGUGUGGCCCCCAGCGCCUCCAAGUCCUCGUCUUUCCUCAAGAUCCCCAGUCAGCCUUGUAACCUAGUGCUGGACACUCCAAGCAAGGUCUUCGACGGACUCCCGUCGUCACCGAGCAAGCUUUUCCUCGACCUACAAUCGCCCAGCAAAAUGCCUCUCAUCAGUAAUGAUAAUCUUGAUGUCUUCCACGGCGUCAACCUCAGCGGGCUUGACACACCGGACUUUCUCGUUGAAGAGAACGACUUCUCUGGGUUCGACAUGCUUGCCGACUUUGAGAAAAUUGGCGCGAGCAACACACAAUCGUCGCGGGGCGCUAACAGCACUACGUCAUCGGCCCCAGCACCAGCAGGAAAAGGCCCUGUCAACCGUGCUUACACCUCGACGUUCUAA
Molecule: messenger RNA, 2394 nt
Organism: Dichotomopilus funicola
Lineage: Eukaryota; Fungi; Ascomycota; Sordariomycetes; Sordariales; Chaetomiaceae
Exons: 1
Coding region: 1-2394 (797 amino acids)
Biological process (GO): regulation of transcription by RNA polymerase II
Cellular component (GO): nucleus
Molecular function (GO): DNA-binding transcription factor activity, RNA polymerase II-specific; RNA polymerase II cis-regulatory region sequence-specific DNA binding
Source: RefSeq, a predicted model, not a curated record